This is a messenger RNA of Acanthamoeba castellanii str. Neff, 279 nucleotides long. RefSeq lists its product as uncharacterized. The transcript has 2 exons. Bases 1 to 279 code for a protein of 92 amino acids. NCBI's taxonomy places the organism in Eukaryota, Discosea, Longamoebia, Acanthamoebidae. The record is from RefSeq and is a predicted model, not a curated record.
AUGCAGACCACCAAGUUCGUCGUCUUCGCUCUCCUCGUGUGCCUCUUCUUCGUCGCUGCGGCCUUUGCCCAGAAUGCCAACAGACCUGGCCAGAACGCUGAGACCGACUUCGAGUUCAACCAGAACCACUUCAACGGCAUCAAGAACGCGGUGCGCGAGGGCAGCCGUGGCGGCGACAGCCGCGGCAGCGGCAGGGACGUCGACAUCGAUAUCGACAUCCAGCACCUCAAGAUUGAGUUCGAGAAGAACUUCUUCAUCCUCAUCAAGAAGGGUUACUAA